This is a messenger RNA of Chlamydomonas reinhardtii, 1738 nucleotides long. RefSeq lists its product as uncharacterized. The coding region runs from base 76 to 1146 and encodes 356 amino acids. Gene Ontology annotation, biological process: protein refolding. The record is from RefSeq and is a predicted model, not a curated record. NCBI's taxonomy places the organism in Eukaryota, Viridiplantae, Chlorophyta, Chlorophyceae, Chlamydomonadales, Chlamydomonadaceae. Gene Ontology annotation, cellular component: cytoplasm. The transcript is spliced from 9 exons.
GUGGCGCGCACAUUCUUCAGGCUCCUUGCGGCCGACGAUUUCUCGAGCUCGAAUAUUUGAAAUAUUUGUGAUUGAAUGUGGACAAGAACAAGUCGCUUAGGUCUAGGACAGGGGCCACCGGCCACCCAACGAGGGUUUGCGGCGAGCACGCCUUGCCGGCUUCCUGGCGCUCGGCCACAGCUCGCAUCAUGCCAACGGAGAACGACCACCAUAGCUGCUGCGCGAACGCACUAUGACAUACUGGGCGUGGAGCCGACUGCCGACGCAACUGCCAUAAAGUCAGCUUUCCGCAAGGCGGCGAAGCUGUUGCACCCGGAUGUGUCCAAAUCGGAUGACAGCGAAGAAGAAUUCAUCCGUGUGAAGGAGGCCUACGAGAUCCUGAGUGAUGACCGGCAGCGGCGUGCCUACGAUGAGCAACUACGACAGGCCAUGCGGCGGCGCUCCUCCGCCGCCGCCAGCACCAGCAGCCGCGGGCGCCGCAGCGCUGCGUCAGCCGCCGGCUUCGCGGCGGGCACGCGUGUGGUGGUGCAGGACGAGCACGGCAAUUUUGUGGAGAUGGACGUUGGCGAUCUGUUUGGAGCCGAGUUUAUGAUGGAUGACGAGGACGACAGCGAUGACGAUGACGGGUUCCUGGAUCUUGAUGACGAUGACGACCUCGAUUAUGUCGUGUGGGCGUCCACGCCAGGGAAUUUCAAGUCCAGUUUCCAAGCCAGCUGGCAGUCCAACGGCCGCAAGCAGCGCCGCGCCAAGCAGCAGGCGGCGUCGGCGGAGGCGCCUCUGUCUAUGGACGAGAAGGAGUUGUUGCUGCGGGAGCUGCCGCGGCAGUACCGGGCGGCGGCGCAGCAAAUGUUUGGGGCGCAUCUGCAGACGCUGCGUAACCUUGAUGAGCUCGCACAGUUGAUUGAGGCGGUUGAUGAGAUCAGCGCCAUGGGGGUGCAGUUCGAGGUAAUGCACGACGAGUUCGGGAACGGCGUCGGCAGUGGGAACAGCAGCCGAGGUCGGCGGCGGACCAGCACCAGCAGUAGCAGCAGCGGCGGCGGUGGUGGCAGGCGCGCCGGCGGAGGCCGCGGGGGUGCAGGGCGGAGCUCGGCACGAAGCGGCGGUGGUGUGGGCGGAAGCGGCCGCGGCGGGCGUGGCCGGCGGUAGCAUGAACGGUGUAGCUGUCUGUACAGCUACAGCAGCUGUUGCGCAGGGCGGUGUAUUAUAGCGGUGACUGCUCAAGUCCCCGAGAGGUGGUGAGGAGUGUUCUUGGAGUGUGAGCCAUGUUACAGUGUGCGGGGUGGCUUCCUGCUGCGCUGCUGCUUGACAGGAGGGGCGCGCUUGGUAAAGGAGGGUUUGUGCGCGUGAAGCUGAGCGCCCAAGCGUGUAUGUAUGGCGUUGGUACCGAGGGCAGCGCAUUUGCUGGGAGAGAUUUAAAGAGGAUCCUAGAGUUCUGGAGCGGGGAGAGACGGGUACUUGAUGCUGAAGCAAAAGACGUCAGGGACUGCUGGCGGUGUGCGGGUGUCCUGGUGGUAUCUCGGCAGGUGGCGCGCAUGCGGGCGUCGCACACUUGCAUCGCUGUGUUCGUGGCUGGGCGUCCCUCCGAAGUGGGGAAUGCCUGGCGGCAGCGCUCGUGCGUGAGCAUGUUGGAACACGGUAACUUGGAUGCCUUCGUGCCUUGCAGGAGUGGUGGCCGGCAGUUGGGAAGUGAACGGGCUACGCACAAACGGAGUUGUUGUGCUAUAGCAGGCCGACGGCA